CUUUAAUUUGGUGCCGACAUAAAACUGUCAUGUGUCAAAUUCAAAAUGUCGGAUCAGCUUUGGUUAUAAUCUAUCGCUGAUAAAAAUAGCAUUAUUUGGCUAUAAAUAGUGUUAUCACAUUAAUAUAAAGAUGUCAGCGAGCACAAGUCCGUCGCAUUACACCGAAGACGCUUUCGUGACAGAUGCCAACUUCAAAGUGGAAAUUAAUCAAAAAAUGAAAGUUCCGGACAAGAUCAGCUUCAACACGGACUUGAAUGGGGCCACCCAGCCUGCCUGGAACCGCGACAACAUCAACAUGCAAGUCCCUGAGAGAAUUCUCGUUGUGGGACAACACCAGCACAUUGGCACAAGGGCACCGCCACGCGAAAUUGUCUUUGAUAAUUCGAUUUUGCCGCCAGAGCCCUACCCCGGGGAUGUGCGAGUUGCGACACCGCCCAGGACUUUGACUCUGGACAAGUACCCAUUUCCCACACUUGAGGAAAUGGAAGAUCCGGAACUGAACCAGAUUCCGGUUGUUAAACCAAAGAAAAAACAGACUUUUGAUGAUUCAGAUUUGAAUCUGACAAUACGGGAGACUACGCCUCCGAUUGGGGGUAGUGGCGAGAGGCUGACGCCUGCCGAAGAGGUGUUACAUCUCAGGAGGCAAAUGGCGAAGCUCAACAGACGGGUGAUGGCCUUAGAAUUAGAGAAUUUGAGCCGGCUUCAAAAGGAAAAGUUUUUAGUAGGGUUUGGAGUCGCUUAUUUGUUGUUGAAAGUCAUAAUUUGGAUGAAUAGAGAGUAGGGGUCACUAGUGAGUUUAUUUAUCCCUAAGUUAGGAAUAAAAUUGUAUUGACAUUAAUUAGAUUCUGUUAUAUAAGCAUCAUUUCCUAAUUUUCCAAGUUUUUAUUAAUAGUCUUGUAACCGAUUUUUUUGAAUAUAAUUAUCACAAUUA
Messenger RNA from Tribolium madens (black flour beetle), 931 nucleotides. It is a transcript of the gene Tango11, whose product is annotated as transport and Golgi organization protein 11. NCBI's taxonomy places the organism in Eukaryota, Metazoa, Arthropoda, Insecta, Coleoptera, Tenebrionidae. The record is from RefSeq and is a predicted model, not a curated record. Bases 131 to 781 code for a protein of 216 amino acids. The transcript has 3 exons.